UGAGUGAUUACAGCAUACUUUGAUGGAAUUGCAAGUCGAUCAACUAAAAUCCCAGCAAGUCGCUCUCGGCAGCUGGGCAUUUCUUUUCUCCGAAAUCAUAAACUACAAUCUCAAACGUGUCGACGGAAUAGCAGAGCUCGAGAGUAAACUCAACUGGCUGGGAUACAGAGUAGGCCAGCGCGAGCUCGAGUUGUACAAGUUUAGGCAGGAGGGCACCGCGAAGAAUCCAAGGCAGCAUACCAGCCUGAUAGAGGUCCUCCAGUUCAUACAUACCCACAUUUGGCGGUCUUUGUUUGGGAAAACGGCUGACAGCCUCGAGAAAUCUAAGGAGAAUGCAAACGAAUACAUGAUAUCAGACAACACACCAAUCCUAUCCCGCUCGAUAAGCAUACCAAAAGAUCUGAAGAACCUCUCGACCGAAUCCUUUACCUCCGGCAUCGUCGAAAGCGUUUUAGAUGGACUUAACUUCAAAUCGAAGGUGACGGCGCACUCUGUCCCGACCGAGCAAUAUCCUCAACGCACUACAAUCCUAAUAAAGCUAAUAUGAUCACUGUAUUAGGGUUAGGCUCUAUUGGCAGCCUCUUAUCAUGUAAAUUACGCUUAAAUUCAUGCCGUUUGAAUGUUAUCAGUCGUCUUAGCAGGAAUGCUGAGAUAAACUACAAGGAAUACAACGGACUCGAACACACUAUUAAAGGAUUUGAAGUACACACCGCAGAGAGUAUACCACCCAUUCAACAACUCAUUAUUGCCACCAAGGCAUCAGACGCUCUGCCAGCACUCGAAAGCGUCCGCGAUAAGCUCAAUGAGGACUCUAGUGUUCUCUUUCUCCAAAACGGCUUGGGAUAUCUCAACCAUAGCAAAUUGAAGACAUUCAACCAGCAGCUCCUCAUAUCUAACACGAACAUCGCGGCAACGUUAGUAAAUGGUAAACUCAUCGAGUCAUCAAAUGGUGGCACAUUCAAUGUCACCACUUAUACACCUUCGCAAGCUCUCACGAAGAACUCUGAGGGAUUGUUACACACGCUAGCAUCUUUGGACGGUAUAGAUGUCAAGAUGGUCGAUAAUAAAGACUUCCUAAAUACAGCACAUCUAAAACUAGUAGCAAAUUGCUCUAUUAAUGCCCUAGGAUCGAUUCAUAAUUGCAAAAACGGCGAUGUAUAUCAACUCAAUAAAGACCUAGUCGAAGGUGUGAUCAAUGAAGCGAGCACUGUUCUCUGCCUUGAUGAAAAGAGUACCCGCGAUUAUGUGUUGAAUGUCUUACAAUCGACAAAGGACAACUACAACAGUACACACAGGGAUAUAUACCAAAGAGGCAAGCGCGCGUCAGAAACUGAAAUCGAGUACAUAAACGGACAUAUACUCAGAGAAGCUGAUUUGAGAGGUAUAAAUACACCUUAUAAUAGGUACAUUUAUGAUGAUUUCAUGUGUAAAUUUAAAUAGUUUGUAGAAAAGAAAUAUAUAAACAUGAAAUAUAUAUAUAUAUUACAAUCUUCUAGAUGCAGCUAACUCUCUACACCGUCUUUCCAUCAUCUUGACCGUGAACCUAAGGUUACGCCCUUUUGUGUGACAGUUCGCUUCGAGCCAGUCCUCUAGCUUAGUUUGGAGAUUCUCGAGUUUUGAGAGAGCGGGAAGUGUCUCUUUAUGCAUGACUGGAUUGAGGAGGAAAUCGAAUACGUUUGACCAUAUCUCAUGUUGCCAAUAUCUCUUGAGGUUGUUCCUCAACUUAAUUCUACCACCACUUUCUAUAGUUUCGAUGUACUUUCCGAAAAGCAUACAAUGUAUGAUUGCGGCAACACCGAAAUAGUCAGGCUCGAAAUUCCAAGGUACCUUCUUCUUUAUUUGCCAGCAAUCUUUUUCAUCGGCUGGCCAAUCAUUGAGAAACUUACGUCCCACUGGGUUUUUAAAUGCAUCGACAUCAAUCGAUCUGCCAAAGUCGAUAAGUUUGAGACCCUUCAUUGCCCAUCCUCCUUCGCCUGAUCUUUGAUAGACAUUCGACCAGAGUUCGCCAGCGUCUUCGAGCCUUAUGAGGCAGUUGUCGAUUUUGAGAUCACCAUGAAUUAUACCGCUCUUGUGAAUACUAUUGACAGUCCUGAUGAGCUCGAUGGCGAAGAAGACUACCAAAACCUCAUCAAGACCGGUGGAAGAGCUUGAGAACCACUCUGGAGCGUGAUUGACGACAUCGAGAAGGGUACCCUGGUCAGCGUAAUCCAUACAGAGUACACUCUCGUCGUUGUAAGCGUACAAACCACGUGGGCGUACUAUAGAACGUCUUUGUCGCUCUUCAAGGCGCUGAUGAAGGGCGUUCAAAAUGUAGAACUCCCAAAUACGGGCAGGUUUCUCGAUUUUGAGCGCUACUGGUACAUCCUCAUUGGAUGCGAACUGACUUGUGAAGCUGUUAUCGAAAUUCUCCAAAUCGAGUUCAACACUCUUCUGGUUGCUCCUCUCUGAUGCUACGAAAACACUACCGAAUCCACCUUGUCCAAUUUUAGCCCUAACAUCGUAAACAUCAUCAAGGCCGUCAUAUUUAGGCAAUUUCAACGCGUAGCUCUCCUCUUCCAUCGUUCUAUUCCGACUACUGGCAGUACGUUUCUUUACGCCUUUUUCGACUUUCGACAACUCCUGUAGACUGUUCUGCGCAGUGUGGAAUGUACUCAGGUUGGAGACAUUCAAAUUCGAUCUUUUGAUAAUUGAGUCGACGAUUGUCCGUGUAUUGGCUACGCAAGGAUUUGGUGCGUCUAUCUUGCCUGAACCAGGUGAGACCGGAGCAGCAGGUGAAGGUGGUGCGGACAACUGAGCUUGCAUUUGUAGCUGUGCGACUGGCUGUGGUAUAUUGUUGCUACUCAAGUUGAACUUCAUAGUGUCUACAACCUCAACGUCUUCACCCAUCUGCUGGAGUCCACCAGGAUGGAUUGUAAAACCUUCCGGUAACUCGAAUUUACCAGUAUGUGAUGUGAUGUCAUGCUGUGUGAACUCGUCGCCUAGUUCAAAUGUCGGCAUCUGUGGUGGUUCCAUUGUAGAAGACAAUGGCUGUUGGUUUCCGAGAAUGCUGUUAUUCAUAUUUGAAUUACUGAUCAUACUAUUCUGGAGGUUAUUAUUGCUGGUCAUGCUAUUCUCUUCAUUCUCCUCCUUUAUUGUAGCCUGGAAUUGGGCAGCUGGGAAAACAGCUCGGGAUUUCUCGACUGUGUCAACCCUUGUUGUGAAUUCACAAGUGCGUUCAGUGAUAGGUGUCAUUAGGUUGAUUGGUGGAAAACGAGGUUGCUUAUUCAAAUCAUCGUAAUAUUCUUCUUGAAUUCCCUCCUCCUGAACAGUUUCCGCUGGAGGUUCUUCAGUUUCCUUCAUUUCCUCAGCUUCUUGGGGUGCUUUCAAACCGAAUGGCAUCCUCAUCGCACCUGAAGAUGACUUGACAGCGGGUGUGCUCACCGCGGCUGCGUUUUCAUCUUUGAAGACGGCAGGAGGUGGCCCUGGUGGACUCUUUGCAUCUUCUUCAUCUUCAGCUACAGCUGGCGGGACUCUAGCUGUGUGCUCAUCCGUGAACAUCAUCAUUGGCGCUGGCUUAUUCGGCGUCGGCAUAACAAGUGGUUGAGGUGCGUCUACAGAACUGUCACUAUCGCUUAAAGACGUAUUCGGUCUAUCACAUGCUAAUGGUUGGUUGAAAAGCUCCAUUACGUCGUCAAGUGCGGCUUUCGUGUUAACAGUUGGCGAUGGUGCUCGUUUACGUGCUAGGAAGAUGUUACUUAAGUGUUAUAAUCUCUAAGAAACACUCACGCUUUUCGUCAAUGCUUGGUUCGUCUUUCGGCAUCCAAUCCCAAUCAUCCGAUGAUGGCUCUGGCCACCUUUUUCCAAACAAUCCCAUUUGCUUGGCUUUUAAUUCUAAAAAACAAUAUUCGGUAUCAUCACAGUAGACUCUAUGCAAGUCUACCGCUACUCUAGGUUCGCCUUUGUUGACGCUAUCUGUAGCUUUGCUUUUUUCCUUCUUCUUACUACUACUGCUGCUGGAUGUACCAUUGCUACUACUCUUUUUCUUCUCGCUAACUACGUCCAUGUCUAAUUUAGGCGGCUGUUCGAAGUUUUUAAAAGGAUUUAGUCGAAGUUGUUCAGCUUCUGAAACUUCUGAGCUUCCCAGAUCGGCCUCUUUAGGUCCAUCGUUGGUAGCUUCGUCAUCGUCGUUGAAGUCAGAAAAUAUUGGAACUUUCUCUGCUUUUGGUGUUAUAGGUUUACCUUGUUGAAUAGUUUCACCUUUCAUUGAGGUCUUUUCGACUACAUUUUCUUUUCUUCUGUCGUCACGGCUACCGAAACGUUCCCAUGCGCCACCUGAGGCAUUCUCGCUAUCAUCCUCACUGAAAAUGGCCAUGCGGGGUGCAGCUGAGGACGAACCUGAUGCUGAGGUACUAGCAGUAGGACCUGCAACAGAGCUGCUACCAAGAAUGCCCUUUUUAGGCAAGGAACUCUGACCAGUUGAUGGUGGUGCAUUCGCCAACCUCACUUUGAAAUCCUCGUAACGCUUUUUAAGUCUCUCAGUUGGUUGUGCUUUUCUGUUUAUUCCCAACUCGUAAAUUUCUUUGGCUUUCUGGUGAUGCCCUCUAACUUCUUCUGCUGUAGCAGCUUCCUCAUAAAGCAAACCCCAUAUUGUGCCAAUAUCGUUAGCGAGGAGGAAUCUGAAUAUAUCUCUCGAUUCGUGUACGUAUUUUGAGUAAAGAAUCCAGCAUCUGAGAUAACGGACAUCACGUCCAUACCUCUCAUCGUCUUUGAAUGUACGUGUAGUACGCUCUAAAAGGGGUACGAUAUUUGAUUCAUGCGAUUCUCCAGAUGGGUAGGCUUCUAUGGCCCAUUUGAUGUAAUCAGAGUAGACCCUAAACGGAUCAUCAUCCUCUUCUGUAGCUUGUUGUAUCUGUUCUUCAAAUUUCUGAUGCUGCUCUUCCAAUUCACGCUUUCUAGAUUGACGAUCUGAUCUGAAGAUAGAAGAGAGAGUGGAUGCGGAUCUACCCUUAGCUAAUGGUUGUAUAUUCUCCUUUGAUUCGUAGAUAUCUUGUAUAUCUACAGCAUCUUCUGGCUGCUCUGACUGCUGAGGUUGCUGAUGAUCU
Messenger RNA from Wallemia mellicola CBS 633.66, 5081 nucleotides. RefSeq lists its product as hypothetical. Gene Ontology annotation, biological process: pantothenate biosynthetic process. The transcript has 4 exons. The coding region runs from base 544 to 1440 and encodes 298 amino acids. The record is from RefSeq and is a predicted model, not a curated record. Gene Ontology annotation, cellular component: cytoplasm. Lineage: Eukaryota; Fungi; Basidiomycota; Wallemiomycetes; Wallemiales; Wallemiaceae. Gene Ontology annotation, molecular function: NADP binding; 2-dehydropantoate 2-reductase activity.